This is a messenger RNA of Lineus longissimus, 1935 nucleotides long. Its product is annotated as protein YIPF1-like. Gene Ontology annotation, cellular component: membrane; Golgi apparatus. Gene Ontology annotation, biological process: vesicle-mediated transport. The transcript has 12 exons. The record is from RefSeq and is a predicted model, not a curated record. Gene Ontology annotation, molecular function: small GTPase binding. Lineage: Eukaryota; Metazoa; Nemertea; Pilidiophora; Heteronemertea; Lineidae. The coding region runs from base 60 to 1265 and encodes 401 amino acids.
CACUGAAUAAAAAGUUAAUGGAGGCCACGCACUCAAAUUUGCUCUUUUGAUCGGCAAAAAUGGACGUAGAACAUCGAGUGCUUGACAUUGAUGAUGUAACAGCAGAUGAGCUUCAGUUUCAAGAGAGUAACGGUAUGAAGAAUUCUGAACUAGAGCUACAGGUUGAUGAAGGUGAGUUUGACCAUGCCUUAGCUGAUGAUGAAAAGAUUGAUUUCAGCCAGGAGCCCAAGAAGCCCUCAAGCUUCACCGCUUUCCCCCAGCCAAGGGACUCUGAUGAAGAUGUCGGCGAUAAAGAAGAGCUUCUUCGAGGGGAGAAGAAGCAGCCAUCCUUCUGGACAUUUGAGUAUUACCAGGCCUGGUUCGAUGUGGAUACGUACCAAGUCUUGAGGAGAAUUCAGGGCUCCAUGGUGCCAAGACCGAGAUACAAUUAUCUCAGACAGCAAAUACGACCCAAUCCAGAUUUAUAUGGUCCCUUUUGGAUAUGUACCACUUUAGUAUUCACUACCGCCAUCUGUGGUAACUUAGCAAACUACAUCAGCUGUGGACGAUCUGAUUAUGAGUGGAAAUACGAUUUUCACAAAGUAACGUUUGCUGCUGCUGCCAUUUUUUGUUACUGGUGGUUGAUACCUGCGGCGAUCUAUGGUCUCCUGUGGUGGAGGGGAAGUCAGGCGGGAUACACCUUCAUGGAGAUCAUCUGUGUUUAUGGAUACUCGUUGGCUAUCUACAUUCCCAUAUCGAUUUUGUGGGUUGUGCCGUUCCAGUGGUUUCAGUGGACACUUGUUGCAGUAGGAAUGUUGCUUUCAGGUUGUGUAUUGUUGUUUACAUUUUGGCCAGCAGUGCGAGAGGAUGAUAAAAAGAUUGCCUGGAUCACGAUGGGUCUCAUCCUCUUCUUUCAUGGUCUCCUUGCCACUGGUUUUAUGUUAUAUUUCUUCCACGUUCCAAUAUCAUCAUGUCCGUCAAACGUCCAUCCAACGCUGCCAGGAGUUCCCACGACCAUCUUAGCCACGACUUUGAAGCCACAAAAGCUCAAAGACAAACAAGCAAACGACCUGGCUAAUUUGAAUCAAAAUAUAAAAAGUCCUGGUGCCAUAGCAGGAGAUGGUGGUGUAUCAACUGGAGGAGCAAAUUUAGUCAAGGCGAAGUCUGGAACUGGUGUACAUGUAGGUUCACCUCCCAAAAAACUUGUGAAUGCUCAAUCACCAGCCGUCAAACGGAGACAGACUAUGAACAUAGAUAAGGGUAUUGAACGGAAGCACAGGAAAUAGCUGAUGUGAGUGGAUGGUUGAGUUUCAGUGGUUUUGAGGCAGAAUUUAAAGUGUAAUGAUGAUUGUAAAAUGUAUGGUUCAUAGUCCAUAAACAAUUUGUUUACCAUAAGUUCUCAAGUACACAAGCAGAACUGUUGUAUAAUGUAUAUGCAUAUAUUCUUUCUGUUUUGUUUGUAAUUAUAUGUUCUAGUCAGUACUGUCAUGAAAUGGCCAAGUUUUGUGUAGCAUGUGCACUCCUUGGUUUCUACAGAAAGGGUAGGCUGGGGUGAUUUGAUAUACAUGUACAAGUGAAGCACUGAUGUUGUUCAUGUACAAUAUAAAGCGCCAUAAGAACUUGCUAGGUUUUACAGGCAAUCAGUUUAGACUUUGGUUACUUUAUCAUAUAUGAGUCUCUGAUUUGUGAAUUGUACGUUUCUUUCUCAAAUCUCGGACACAAAAUCUGGCCUCCCCUAGGAAUUGCUUGUAUUCUCUCUUUAAUAAGAUGUUUAUGAAGCCUGUCUGCUACCAAACGAUUGUUGAGAAGUUGGCCAGGGUCGGUCACCUAGACAAAGAUAUUUUAGCGUUUUUCAUCUGAAAAUCAUAUAAAAAUUGUAUGGAGAUAUUGAGGUAUAAAUCUUGUAAAUAAUCGGAGACAAGCUGAGAAUAUUUAUUGCAAAAAUAAACAACUUCU